Toxotes jaculatrix (banded archerfish) is the source of this 3005-nucleotide messenger RNA. It is a transcript of the gene gnmt, whose product is annotated as glycine N-methyltransferase. NCBI's taxonomy places the organism in Eukaryota, Metazoa, Chordata, Actinopteri, Toxotidae. The record is from RefSeq and is a predicted model, not a curated record. The transcript is spliced from 6 exons. Gene Ontology annotation, cellular component: cytosol. Gene Ontology annotation, molecular function: glycine N-methyltransferase activity; identical protein binding; glycine binding. The coding region runs from base 184 to 1071 and encodes 295 amino acids. Gene Ontology annotation, biological process: one-carbon metabolic process; S-adenosylmethionine metabolic process; protein homotetramerization.
CAUUGGGUUAAAGUUUCUUCCCCUGCUGCGCUCAUAUAAAUAAUAACAACCGAAAUCUGGGCUAGCAUGUGGGGACAGUACCUGCUGGACAAGUAGUUGGUUUUCAAACACAUUUAAAGCAGUCUGUGAGCUGAACACUGUGUAUAGUUAAGAGAAAACACUGCAGCAGGUACGAGCAGCAGCAUGUCGGUCGACAGCGUGUUUAGGACCCGCUCUCUCGGCGUGGCCGCCGAAGGUCUUCCUGAUCAGUAUGCCGACGGCAAAGCAGCGAAAGUCUGGCAGCUGUACAUCGGAGACACGCAGAGUAGGACGCAGGAGUACAAAAGCUGGGUGGUGUCUUUGCUGAAACAGCAAGGUGUGCGGAGAGUGCUGGAUGUAGCCUGCGGAACAGGAGUUGACUCCAUUAUGUUGGUGGAGGAGGGGUUUAAUAUGGUGAGCGUGGAUGCCAGCGACAAAAUGCUCAAGUAUGCACUGAAGGCGAGAUGGGAGAGAAGAAAAGAGCCAGCUUUUGAUCAGUGGGUUAUUGAAGAGGCCAACUGGCUGACGUUAUCAGAAGAUAUUCAGAAACCUGGGGAUGGCUUUGAUGCCGUUAUCUGCCUUGGCAACUCAUUUGCCCAUUUACCAGACUUUAAAGGGGACCAGAGUGACCAAAAGUUGGCCCUUCAGAACAUCGCCAGCAUGGUGAGACCCGGUGGGAUCCUUAUCAUUGACCACCGUAACUACGACUACAUCCUGGAGACUGGGCUGGCUCCACAAGGCAAAAAUAUCUACUACAAGAGUGAUCUAACUCAGGACAUCUCCACCUCGGUGCUGUGGGUCGACAGUAAGCCUCAUAUGAUCACUCUGGACUACACCAUCCAAGUGCCCCAGGCCUCCCUCCAGAAUCUUCCUGAGGUCAGUAAAUUCCGUCUGUCAUACUACCCCCACCGUCUGGAGAGUUUCAAAGGGCUGCUGACCGAGGCCUUCAACGGCAAAAUGGAGCACAGUGUCUAUGGAGACUUCAAGACGUACGUCCCAGGCCAGACUCAGGCUCCCUGCUAUUUCAUCCAUGUCUGUAAGAAGACAGCCUAAGAGCCCUACCAAUAUGCUCUUACAGUCCUCCAGAUUUGGUUAAAAUUAUAUUUGAAUAUAUUUAAAAAAGAUUUCAUCUUAGAGUUCUUAAAAAAAAAAAAUGAAGCAACUUUUCUUUUUUGGUCUUUGGUGACUUACCUUACCUCUUAAGUGAUGAGAACAUAGAGACUAAUGUCAUCCACCUGUCCCUGAUAGACUGUGACUACAUUAUUAUUGUAGAAAUGAUAAGACUGGCCUUUUAAGAGGAUGCGGUGUCAACACUUUUUAUGGCCUAGAAAGUUGUAUAUCAUACAAUUUGGCAUUUUUAAUUUUGUCUAAUAAAGGUAAAAUCAUGUACCAAUAGCUAAAAUGUCAAAGCAUCACAGCCUCUUUUCUGUCCCAGGAACAAGUGAUUGAUUUUGAUCUCAGUAUGUAUCUCACUUUGUAUCGGACCACUGUUUUAUCCAAAUCUGGUGUUUUCCCUUUGUGCCUUGUGCUGGUUUUUUGUUUUCCUCGUUUCUGUUUCCUCCCCACUUCACAAUGUCCACGUAUUUCUAAAUGGUGCUGUACAUUAGUGAUAUUCCUCAUGAAGGAAUACCUGCUGUUCGUUGCCUGCAAUGUACAAAGUGCUCAGAUAUAUUCUUUGACAGCUGUAUUUUGUAAAUUCAUCACAAGGGUCUUAAAAACACAAACUAAGCAUUUGUGUUUUGUGAAUACAAAUGCCUUAAUUUUUCAUGCGUUUUCAAGCUGUAAAAGAAAAACGGGCUGAUUUCAUUCUGUCCUACUGCCUUUGUUCAAGUUCAGGUGAAUCUCUGACGGGUACAGCACAACGGCAGGUUAAAUAUUUCAUGUGAAAGAGUCCCCACAAUGUUCAGUUCAUUUGCACAAUUCAUAGUCAUUGAUGUCAGUUUGAUAAAACCAGAGAGCAGAUAGUGAGGCUCGUGAGUCACAUUAGUCGUAGUUUAACAAGGUGGGGCAGAAAAUGAAACUCUUACCUGUCAGUCAGUCAGUCAGUCAAAUCAAGUAUCCUCCACCCUGAAGUGCCCUUUAGCUCCUCACUUAAACCCCUACCACCUCCAGAUCUAAUUGACCUCUGACCUCUCUGAAGCUGGGGAUCAAAGCAAGAGAUUUUCACACGAAAGCCUGCUCUUCAAACAAUGAGUUGUGGUUUUUCAAAAUUGAAUAGAGACUUAGUUUAUUGUAACAGUGUUGGCUUUGUUUGAGCCAAAGCCUUUUACAUUUUCUGGUAAUUUCCUCUAAUGAACCAGGCCAGCAAUGAGUUUCAUAAAUUUUAGAGUAAAAAUAAAAGCUAACAUUAAAGCUGGUUAAAAAUGCAAACAGUUGCAUUACCAUAAUAACAUGGAAAAGCCAGCACCUUUAUUGUGUUAUCAACCAAAGAUGUUUUUUUUUUGUUCCUCAAUCUUUCAAUUUUCUUGUUUCAAAAGUAGGAAAAACUUGAAUGUAAUUCAGUUGUGCUUCACAGACGUAUUAUGCAGUGUCUCAAAUAAUUGAGUUUACCCAAAUAAUGAGGGGGAACAUGAUGGAAGAAUAAUUUAUUUUGCUGUAUUAUCCAAGUCCAAAUAUAUUUUGCUUUGAUACCAAAUUAAAAAUGUGUUUUUUUUAUUGGAAUGAGAAAGGAGCUCUACCACAGAGAAAUCAAAUAUUAUCACUGCCCCUGCUGUUUGCCUAAAAGAGACCACAUGGUGCAUUCAGAUGUUGUGCCAGCUCCUCUUGUAGAACAAAAUGUACGUUGCACAGUUGUGAUACAGCUGGAGGUUCAGAAUGUGGUGAGAGUGGCUGAAUGUUUGAGUGAGUUUGGACGUAUAUGUCGAGAUAAAACUACGUCAGAGCAGUCUUAUUGUGUUGACAGAAAAAGUGUAAAAAUUUUAUAAAGUUUAUUGCUUAUUUGAUUAUUGGAAUUCUUUUGCAUGAAAUUAAAAAUUUGACAUAAAUGG